CUUACAGUCUCUCAUGUGAGCAGUAUAUGAGUUUAUUUCACAUGUGUAUCAGUGUUUACAGGAAUUAUAUUAAUGAAUAUAAUUGAAGAUUUCAUUGUGUCUUUGAGUGGCUAAUAGAACUCUAAAUGUAGAUCUCAGAUAGAAUGACCAGUGAUUGAGUCAAUAUAACCUGCAUGAGGAGGACAGUAUGUGAUUUUGAUUCAGAUGUUCUGUUCAGCAGUAGACCACAGCAGAUAGGGGUGUAACGAUAUUCAUACCAAUCCAAAAAAAUGCGAUACACCACCCAGGGGUUUACAGAGGUGGUCCGAAAAAGAGGAAAUAUCCAGUGAGCGGCAGUUCAGUGGGUGAAGACGCCCUGUUGAUGCCAGAGGUCAGAGGAGAAUGGCUGGACCGGUUCAGCUGAUAGAAAGGCAACAGUAACUCUAAAACCGAGGUCUGCAGAAGAGCAUCUCUGAACAUGUUCAACCUUGAAGCAGAUGAGCUCCAGCAGCAGAAGACACACCGGUGACACUGAGAAUAGCAAACUGAGGAUACAAUUCACACGGACUCACCAAAACUGGACAAUAGAAGACUGGACAAACAUCUGGUCUGAUGAUUUAGGAUUUCUGAGAUUUUCUUUUUUUCAGAUUUUCUGAGUCAAGAUCUGCAAUGUACUCCGUCAAAGUUCUCCUCCUGAUUUCCUUUAUUGUGCCAUCUCAGAGUGAAAUGCACUCUCUGUACUACAUGUACAGCGUCAUAUCAAAAUCUCAGAUGUCUGGAGAAGUGUUUGAAUUCUACACCUCAGUUGAACUCAAUGACAUUCAGAUGAGUUUGUGUCACAGUGUGAAUAAAGCAGAUUUCAUGACUCAGUUGUGUGAGGAAUCUGAGAGACUCUUUAAUGAAAGUGAUGAUCUGCAUUAUAAACAACAGUGGCUUCAGAUCAACCUUAAAACACUGAUGAAGAGGAAGAACAGCACACGGGACACAGUUGGGGAUCUUCAUGUUCUUCAGUGGAGGCACGGCUGUGCAGUUGAACGUCACUCUAAUGGUUCAGUCAUGUUUCUUCAAGGCACUGAUGAAUACGCCUAUGAUGGCCAGAUCUUGACCUUUGACCUCUCAAAUCAAUGGAAGCCUUUAGUCCUUGACCAUGACAUCAUCUGGAACAGAGAAUCAGUUUCCAGCCUGGAGAGGAAAUGUGUGAAAACGUUAACCAGCUUCAUUGAUCUUCAGCUUGAGGGAAAGUUCAUCAUGAAAUGUCCAAAGACGGCCUUUGGCUUUAUACCCACUCUGGACUCAGAAAGAAGCCCACUGUGGGCGCGGGAUGCAGUAAUUGGAUCUGUAGUUUGCAUUUUGAUUAUUUUCCCCAUGAUUGUCCUGACAUUUUAUCAACUGAGAAAAUAUGGUAAACAUCCAAAAGAGCAGGACACACUGAAGACACCAUCACUGCAACUAUCAGCGCUUCAUAAAACACAGAUGAAACCAGAACUGUUGGAGGAAUCAAGAGCAGAAAGAUGUGCAGAUUUGACUGAUGCUUUAAAUGAUUCAGAUGAUGAAAACACCACAGAUCCCAGAAUGGAGGAGGAACACACUGAGGAGGUUCAUGACACUCAAAGUCUUUGUGACACUGAAGCGACUCCAGCAGCAGCUCGAGGUGCAAUGGGCUCCAAAAUCAUCUCUCUGCCUAACUUUGCUAUGGAGAGAGAAGACACUGAUCAGAACACAUUUACCCAGAAUGCUCUGCUGUUGCCACCGCCUAGACGUUGCAGAUCUAAGGACAUUUCACUGCCAAACCUCAUUUAAGACAGAAAGGACUCCAGUGACUCCAGUUAGAAGAUCAAGCAGUUCCUCGUUGUUCAGGUUGAAUCAGAUGUUCCUUCCUUCCAUCAUCAGGAGGAGGUUUCCACAUCAACACAGCUUUUACUCUACAGACAAUCAGACACUGUAUUAACUGCAUGAGCAGAUGUGGUCAGGAAACAUGAUGGCAAUAUUAACAACACACACCUGCACCAACACACACCUGCUCUCUGUUUCAUCUGUAACUUUUUCUGAGCAGAUUUCUGAGACUGUUUUAAAUUCAUGUUCCUCAUAAUCUUGAAUCAGAAUCUCUUGCAGCAUCUCUUCUCUUCUCUGAAGAUGAGGGCGGGGCAACCUGUCACUCACAUGAGAUCCACCAAUAGCAAACCACAACCAUCCAAUCAAUUCCCCACAGACAAAAUCAAGCCCCACCCUACAUUUGUUCUUGUUCCAGAUGCGUUUUACUCAGAUAUACAUAACGAUAGAGAAGAAAAGACUAGCGCAACUUCUGUUUCAUGCAAACUUUGAGGAAACUUGAAGCUAAAUUUAAUCCUCAUACUGUUCCUUUAAUGUUAUUAUACUUCACUUAGUUUACUGACAUCAUACUGAGUCAUGGAAACCCUGUUCAUAACAGGGAGUUUUUAAAGAGUGUUUUUUAUGCCAGGAAAAGGUUUAUUUUUUUUUUUUUUUUUUUUUUUUUAACAAUGUUGCAUUUUACAGUGAAAUAUGGAACAUUGUUAAAACAAAAAAACUUUGCUCAGCUCUAAAACAUUUUAUCGACUCAUUGUACUCUUUUUCGUAUUACACGUUGCUUGUACAAUCAUGUAUUCAAUGCAGGGUUUUUUUUUUCCGUUACUUUUUGUGCUGUAAGCAGUUGUAAAUAUAUUGUGUAUUUCUUAGUCAUGCAUAAACCAUUUGUUACGUUAAGCAGUAGAAUUAUCUUUCUGCCUGUCAUGUAGCCUUUCAUAAGCAGUUUGAAGGAUUUUACUGUAGAUUUCAUGUUUUCUCUUAAUCGGAGCAGAGAUGAACCAUAGACAGUAUUAUCUAAGAGGUUUGUUUCUUCGUUUCAUUUUAUUUAGUAGUUUUUUAUCAAUGUACAGUAUUGAUUUCUUAAUGUAACCAGCAGAGGGCAGCAUGAACCUGAGAGACAAGAAUGUUUAAAGAACCCUGGAAAUUAAAGGUCUUUGGCUUUUAUUCUGUGUAUGUAGCUCUGAAAUCAUCUAUAUUGUGUAUUGUCCUAAUAAAAGUAACCAAAAUCCUGUGUA
Molecule: messenger RNA, 3038 nt
Organism: Megalobrama amblycephala (Wuchang bream)
Lineage: Eukaryota; Metazoa; Chordata; Actinopteri; Cypriniformes; Xenocyprididae
Exons: 14
Coding region: 649-1779 (376 amino acids)
Biological process (GO): immune response
Cellular component (GO): external side of plasma membrane
Source: RefSeq, a predicted model, not a curated record